AUGUUUCAGAGUGUAUAUCUGAACCCUCUGCCGCCAUCGCUGAUUUCUACGGCUGCCAAAUGGGCCUGGGUUUCUUUUACAGCGUUCGCUAACCUCCCGGGUCAUUUCAACCGGUCGAUUUUCGACUCGCCUUGGGAAACAGAAACUGAUAAUUCGACACUAUCCAAGACGCUGAACUACGUCAACACGACAGACUUCGUCGCCUACGACAAACGCUUCCUAGAAAUCAUCGGCGUAGACGCAACCAUCGAGCACGUCCAACCCCUCGCGUUCCAAAGUCACGAGGCACCCUGCUACAUCCCUGACACGAGACAACUCCUCUUUGUUGAAUGGGGCAAGCCCGACGGCGACGACGGUAUUCACAGCUGGCAAUAUCUUCUCGAUGUCGAGAACAAUACCCUUCGGAAGAUCACCACAGACCCGCCCACUUACAAUGUGCACGCUUGUGUCAAUUUCCAGGGUCAACUAUACGGUGUCACGGACGGAUAUGGAGAUAGCGAGACAGGGUCUCUGGUUCAAAUUGAUCCGCAGUCGUGGAAGGCGACUACGCUGCUGAAUAAUUUCCUUGGCCAACCUUUUGGUGGAUUCAAUGAUCUUGAGGUUGACCCGGAGGGCAACUUUUGGCUUACGGAUUCAAAGUCGGGUUGGGGUCGCGGAAUUGUCGACUUUGCGCCCCCCAACGAUCCUUCGAUCUACUUCGUGAACAAAACGACCAUGCAACCGAAAAUCAUCUGGACCACGACCGGCAACGCAAAUGGCGUGGCCAUGUCCCCAGAUAGCAAAACGCUUUACAUCCCCGACACAGGCGUUUCAGAGUUCCGUCCCUCGAAUAAGAACCCCCACGGCCGACGGAUGCUUUGGGCUUUUGACGUUGGCAGCCAAGGUGGCGUACUAGCCAACCAGCGCCUGCUGACUAGCCCUAUCUCAUACUUUUAUGACGGUCUUCGUGUAUCGAGAGAGGGGUGGCUUUUUUCUGGAUCCGGGGACGGGGUUGAUGUCAUUGAUCCUGUUUCUGGAUUUGUUCUGGGGUCGAUUCGGACCGGAGGUGGAGAGAAUGUAGCCGUGAGUAUGGCAUUUGGCGAGCAUGAAAUGUGGAUUGUCGGAAAAGGAGGUGCUUGGCAUGUAAAGGAUAUCAAGGCGAAGUUGAAGCGGGAUUGGUGA
Messenger RNA from Penicillium argentinense, 1161 nucleotides. Its product is annotated as SMP-30/gluconolactonase/LRE family protein. The transcript has 3 exons. The record is from RefSeq and is a predicted model, not a curated record. Bases 1 to 1161 code for a protein of 386 amino acids. NCBI's taxonomy places the organism in Eukaryota, Fungi, Ascomycota, Eurotiomycetes, Eurotiales, Aspergillaceae.